Pleuronectes platessa (European plaice) is the source of this 4895-nucleotide messenger RNA. It is a transcript of the gene thsd7ab, whose product is annotated as thrombospondin type-1 domain-containing protein 7A. Gene Ontology annotation, cellular component: extracellular matrix. The coding region runs from base 276 to 4895 and encodes 1539 amino acids. Gene Ontology annotation, biological process: cell adhesion. The transcript has 25 exons. The record is from RefSeq and is a predicted model, not a curated record. Lineage: Eukaryota; Metazoa; Chordata; Actinopteri; Pleuronectiformes; Pleuronectidae.
AAAAACAACAACUUUCUCUGUCCUUCACGAGACCAAGCACUGGACCUGAACUCCUGCAGGACUGAUAACACACAUCUCUCUCUCCCUCUCUCUCACACUCACACCCUCUCUCUCAGCACACUUCACUACUCGCUGCCUUUUUUUCGGGACUAGUGUGAUUUAUCUUUUUGUUGUUGUUGUUGUUGUUGUUGUUUCCUUUUUUUUAUUUUUUAUUUUUCACUGCCUUUGCUGACCUUCUCAGCCGAGUGGAUUUUACUUUUAUCCUGUGGCGGACCAUGGGGCUGGGGUGGAGGGGAGCAGCAGGGACCCUCCGGAGAAGGACAGAGGGGAGCAGGUACCUUCUGGUGACAUUGCUGCUGCUGCUCUGUGGUUUCUGGGAGGCUCACACACAGACAGAGGAUGGGAAGUCCGUCUACUUCUGGGAAACAGGUCCGUGGGGAAGGUGCAUGGGCAGUGACUGUGGCCCAGGUGGCAGCCAAAGCCGGGCAGUGUGGUGCGCCCACGUGGACGGCUGGACGACGCUUCACACCAACUGUGAGCAGGGCGAGCGUCCCUCCAACCAGAGGAACUGUUUCCGUGUGUGCGACUGGCACAAGGACCUCUAUGACUGGAAACUAGGUGCCUGGAACGAGUGUGUGCCAGUGUCGGCACGGACCUUUGGGGCCGCUCGGCCGUUCACGUGCAGUGGAGGUGAAGAGGGCAUUCAGACGCGGGAGGUGAACUGUUUACUCAAGUCAGAUGGCACUCCGGCUGAGGAUUGCAUCUGUGAUUACUUUGAGCCCAUGCCUCGCCUGGAACAGGCCUGUUUGAUCCCUUGCCCUCAGGAUUGUGUGGUUUCUGAGUACUCGCCAUGGACGUCCUGCUCCAAAACAUGUGGAACAGGCCUCAGGAACCGGGUCCGCAGCGUCCUGGUCCCUCCACUUUUUGGAGGCUCUGUGUGCCCCAACCUAACUGAGUUCCAGUCCUGUAAACCGGGGCCUUGCACAGGUCCAGAGGGCAUGUACAGCCUGAGGAUCGGAGCCUGGAGCCCUUGUUCCCUCCCGCAGGCACGGACAGCACGACAAGCCAAGCGCAGGAAAGGUAAAGGCGAGGGGCUCCGGGACCGGCCGGGAGUCAAAGAUCCCGAGACCAGGGAGCUCAUCCAGAAGAAACGGACCAGGAACCGACUGAACCGCCAGGAGAGUCCGUUCUGGGACAUCCAGGUGGGCUACCAGACCCGGGACGUGAUCUGCAUCCACAGGAACGGGAGCGCUGCCGGACGCAGCCUCUGUACGAUGAGGGACCUGCCGCUGACCGUCCAGUCCUGUGUGCUCCCUAAAGACUGCCAGCUGACCGACUGGACCGACUGGGGCCCUUGCUCCAAAGCCUGCGUGGACCCCGUGUUCCCGAGAGGAAACCGAACCCGGAGCCGACAGGUGCUGCAGUUCCCGGUGGGCGAGGGGGCGGAGUGCCCGCAGGUGGAGGAGCUGGAGUCUUGUGAACCUCAAGGGGACGGGGUGCCGCCCUGCGCCACUUACACCUGGAGGAGCACCGAGUGGAGCGACUGCCGGGUGGACGUGCUGCUGAGCCAACAGGACCGGCGCCGCAACAACGCCACGGAGCUGUGUGGGGGGGGCCUGCAGACCAGAGAGGUUUACUGUGUGGAGGCCAAUGCUGAGCUCCUGAAGUAUCUCAACGACCUCAGGGAAAAAGACAAAGCGGGUCAGACCCAAAGACAGCAGAAGCCUAGUGUCCCCCCUCUCCUCUCCAUCAGCUUCCAGAUUACAGCCUCUCGCCCGGUGGAGAACAGACUGUGCGAGGGGCCGAUCCCCAACCGGUCGCAGCUUUGCCAAAUCCCCUGUCCCAUCGAGUGUGAGGUGUCGCCGUGGGGCGCCUGGGGGCCGUGCACCUUCGAGAACUGUGACGACCAGGCCGGGAAGAAAGGUUUUAAACUGAGGAAGCGACGAAUCAGCAAUGAGCCGACGGGCGGACCGGGGAACUGCCCUCACCUGGUGGAGGCGGUGCCGUGUGACGAGCCCAGUUGUUACCAGUGGAAGCUGCUCAGCCUGGACCAGUGUGUCCCAGACGACGAGAAGAAGUGUGGCCCCGGCUCCCAGCUCCCACAGAUCCAGUGCCUCAACAGCAAUGGGGAGGUGGGGGACAGAAACCUGUGCUCAUCAUCCCCGGCUCCCGAGCCCGUGCCCUGCGAGGUGCCUUGCUCCAGGGACUGUGUGCUCAGCGACUGGACGCCCUGGUCCACCUGCUCCCAGACCUGCUCCAGUAAGACCAUCGAGGGGAAGCAGAUGAGGAUCCGCUCCAUCCUGGCGUACAACGCCGGCGAAGUCACUGCGAUGGUCAUAGCGUGGAUCACGGUGAUGGAGGGUCUUUCACGGGUCCCGAGGUUUCCAGAACUUUUUGGCGGCGCCCUGUGUCCCAACAGCAGCUCCCUGCAGGAGGUGCGUAACUGCAACGAGCACGCCUGCACGGUUUACCACUGGUCCACCGGAGCCUGGGGACUUUGUUCUGAAGACCCCUCGUCCACGUCCCUCAACACGUCCACGAGCGGCCGCGCAGCCGGCAGCACCCAGGGUCCCUGCUCCACGGGACUGCAGACUCGCAAGGUCAUGUGUGUGCGGGUCAAUGUGGGACAGGUGCCUCCUAAGAAGUGUCCAGACGGCCCUCGCCCCGGCACAGUGCGCCCGUGUCAGCUGCCCUGCAGGAAGGAUUGCAUCGUGACCCCGUUCAGCGACUGGACGCCGUGUCCGGUCACCUGCGACGAAGCUGGAAACCCUGUGAAGAGCAAGCAGUGGAGGAAGCGUCUCGUCAUCCAGCUGCCGUCCAACGGGGGACAGGAGUGUCCAGAGCUGCUGGAGGAGGAGAAGGACUGUGAGGUCCCCAAAGUCUGUCCAGGUUUCAGGUGGAAAACCCACAAAUGGAGGAAGUGCCAGCUGGUGCCGUGGUUCCUCCGACAGGAGAGUCCCACAGCGCAGGAGAGCUGUGGACCCGGACUUCAAACCAGAGCCGUGUCCUGUCGCCAGCUGGACGGGACGCAGGCCGACAUCGGCGAGUGUCUGAGGUACGCCAAGGCCAUGCCGGUCAUCACUCAGCACUGUCAGCUCCCCUGCCAGGACGACUGCCAGCUGACCAACUGGUCCAAGUUCUCCUCCUGCACAGCGGACUGCGUCGGCGUCCGCACCCGGAAGAGGGCGUUGAUAGGGAGGAGCAAGAAGAAAGACAAGUGCAAGAACACGCAGAUGUAUCCGCUGAGCGAGACCCAGUACUGUCCCUGCGACAAGUACAACGCCCAGCCGGUGGGCAACUGGUCGGACUGCAUCCUGCCCGAGGGGGGCAGAGUGGAGAGCGUCCUGGGACUGAAGGUCCAGGGAGACAUCAAGGAGUGUGGACAGGGCUACCGCUACCAGGCCAUGGUGUGCUACGACCAGGACAGCCGGCUGGUGGAGACCCUGCGCUGCAACAGUCACGGUUACAUCGAGGAGGCGUGCAUCAUCCCCUGUCCUUCAGACUGUAAACUCAGUGAAUGGUCCAACUGGUCGCGCUGCAGCAAGUCCUGUGGCAGCGGCGUCAAGGUUCGCUCCAAGUGGCUCCGAGAGAAACCGUACAACGGGGGGCGGCCAUGUCCCAAACUCGACCACCUCAACCAGGUUCCUCUCUCCGCUCAGGUCUACGAGGUGGUUCCAUGUCAGAGCGACUGUAACCAGUACGUGUGGCUGGCCGAGCCCUGGAGCGUGUGGAAGGUCAGCAACGUGGACCUGAAGGAGAACUGUGGAGAGGGCGUCCAGACCAGAAAAGUCAGGUGCAUGCUGAACACCAUCGACGGGCCCUCGGAGUCGGUGGAGGACUACCUCUGUGACCCGGAGGAGAUGCCCCUGGGGGCCAGGGAGAGCCGGCUGCCCUGCCCCGAGGACUGCGUUCUCAACGACUGGGGGCCCUGGAGCCGCUGCAGCCUGCCGUGUACUCGAACCAACAGCCGGAUUCGCACAGCGUACCCAAUCCGGUCUCCCAGUGGGGGGAGGCAGUGUCCAGACACCACUGAUAGGGAGCCCUGCGGCCUGAACCUCAACUGCUUCAACUACUUCUACAACAUCACAGACUGGAGCACGUGUCAGCUGAGUCAGAACGCCGUGUGCGGGAGCGGCAUCAAGACCCGGAUGCUCGACUGUGUUCGGAGCGACGGCAAAUCUGUGGACAUCAAGUUCUGCGAGGAGUUGAAUCUGGAGAAGAAGUGGCAGAUGAACAUCUCCUGUGUGGUCGAGUGUCCCGUCAACUGCCAGCUGUCGGAGUGGUCGCCCUGGUCAGACUGUUCCCAGACCUGCGGACUGGAGGGGAAGAUGUGGCGGCAGCGCUCGGUGGUCCAGGCGUCUCAGGGGGACGGCCGGCCGUGUCCUUCUCAGAUGGAGCAGUGGAAGCCCUGUCCCGUCCGGCCCUGCUACCGCUGGCAGUACAGCCCCUGGUCUGAGUGUCGGGUGGAGAGUGUGGUGUGCGGACACGGCACGCGCUACAGGAACCUGUCCUGCUUCGUGUCGGACGGCUCCAUGGACAGUGAGGGCGAGGGCGAGGGCAGCCUGGUGGACGAGGAGCUGUGCGGCAGCCUGGAGCUCGCCGUGGACGGAGACAAGCAGAUCACACUGAAGGAAGCCUGCACCCUCCCCUGCCCAGGUGAGUGUUACCUGAUGGAGUGGUCGGACUGGAGCUCGUGUGUGAGCAUCUGCGUCAAAGAUGCGGCCGUGGACUUCGGCUCGGUGCAGGUCCGCUCGCGAGCCGUUCUGGCCCAGGAGCCCGAGAACCUGCAGCUGUGCCCGGACCAGGCGUGGGAGUCGCAGCCCUGCAGCGGUGAGUGGCAGCGUCGACUCACUGUCGGACAGUUUGACAAGUUGAACGGAAUGAAAACUCCCUGA